Daldinia childiae is the source of this 1152-nucleotide messenger RNA. RefSeq names its product Diphosphomevalonate decarboxylase. Gene Ontology annotation, cellular component: cytosol. Lineage: Eukaryota; Fungi; Ascomycota; Sordariomycetes; Xylariales; Hypoxylaceae. The coding region runs from base 1 to 1152 and encodes 383 amino acids. The transcript has a single exon. Gene Ontology annotation, molecular function: ATP binding; diphosphomevalonate decarboxylase activity. Gene Ontology annotation, biological process: isopentenyl diphosphate biosynthetic process, mevalonate pathway; isoprenoid biosynthetic process. The record is from RefSeq and is a predicted model, not a curated record.
AUGGCAGAAACAAUCUACAAAGCUAGCACUACUGCUCCGGUGAACAUUGCUGUAGUAAAAUAUUGGGGAAAGCGGGAUCCUAAAUUAAAUCUCCCUACUAAUUCCUCCCUAUCUGUUACCUUGUCACAAGCAGAUCUACGAACCCUCACAACCGCUACAUGCUCCGUCACCUAUCAAGGUCAGGAAGAUUCUCUUAUCCUAAAUGGCGAACCAUCCGACAUUAAGGGAGCUCGCACGCAGGCCUGUCUACGAGAGCUACGUGCCCGAAGAGCUGCCCUCGAGGCCGAGAACCCAUCUCUGCCCAAGCUAUCCACGAUGCCCCUCCGUAUAGUCUCCGAGAAUAACUUCCCGACGGCCGCCGGUCUGGCUUCUUCGGCUGCUGGAUUUGCCGCCCUAGUUCGCGCCAUUGCAGAUCUAUACGAAUUGCCAAGCUCUCCAACUGAGCUCUCCCUAAUCGCCCGUCAAGGUAGUGGUUCAGCUUGCCGCAGUUUGUUCGGCGGAUACGUGGCUUGGAGGGCUGGCGAGCAGGACGAUGGUCUAGACUCGAAGGCGGUGGAGGUUGCACCUGCGUCGCACUGGCCGAGCAUGAGAGCCCUUGUUCUAGUCGUUUCCGCCGCUAAGAAGGGGGUUAGCUCGACAUCAGGCAUGCAACAGACUGUUGCCACGUCUGAUCUAUUCAAAGGACGUAUUGCAAACGUGGUCCCGGCCCAUAUGGAUGCCAUGGAGGCAGCCAUUAAGAAUAGAGACUUUGCUAAGUUUGCGGAGGUGACUAUGAAGGACUCCAACUCUUUCCACGCGUGUUGUGCGGAUACCUAUCCUCCCAUCUACUAUAUGAACGACGUGUCCAGGGCCGCGGUCAGGGCCGUGCAAGCAAUCAACUUUGCUGCAGGCAAGACCGUGGCCGCCUAUACGUUCGACGCCGGCCCGAACGCUGUGGUAUACUAUCUAGAGGAGGAUAGCGCCCCUGUUGUAGGAACGUUCUACAACCUACUACAAAGUACGGAUGGCUGGAAGGGUGAUGCUGGAUCGUACAGCUCGGCGGCUACGCAGCUAGAUGAGACUACAUCAAGUCUGCUUAAAGAAGGCGUAAGCAGGAUCAUAAUGACUGGCGUGGGCGAAGGACCGAUAAAGACCGACCAACAUUUAGUAUAA